AUGCCCUUUUCGCUGUUCCGAGCCAUCGCUGUGCGACGCACUCGCUUGCUCGCCACCGAGGCUUGUUCCACACGCACCUUCUGCACAGCACCGCUGGUGAGAUCAGCAGUGAAACCGGGCAGCGAGAGCGAAGCGACUACGCCUGGUGCUGGUUCGACGGAAGAGAUCGCCAACAGUCAGGGUGCCUACGACGGCUCACGUACCAACCCCGAGUCCUCGACGAGCAAGAUCGAAAGCGAAACCCACGCCAACUUCGACUCGAGUAGCGCCAACAAGGAGGCUUCAGACAUGGCGACCAAAGCGCAACACCAGUCCGACCGACGUCCAUCCAAACAGGAGCAGUCUCAACCGGAUACGUCCCACUUUGGUGCAAGCGGAGCGACCCAAAAAGCCAGAGAUGUCCAGCAGUCCAAGUAA
Mycosarcoma maydis (corn smut) is the source of this 417-nucleotide messenger RNA. RefSeq lists its product as uncharacterized. NCBI's taxonomy places the organism in Eukaryota, Fungi, Basidiomycota, Ustilaginomycetes, Ustilaginales. The coding region runs from base 1 to 417 and encodes 138 amino acids. The transcript is spliced from 2 exons. The record is from RefSeq and is a predicted model, not a curated record.